Penicillium paradoxum is the source of this 1404-nucleotide messenger RNA. Its product is annotated as Amino acid transporter transmembrane. Gene Ontology annotation, cellular component: vacuolar membrane. The transcript has 5 exons. Lineage: Eukaryota; Fungi; Ascomycota; Eurotiomycetes; Eurotiales; Aspergillaceae. The coding region runs from base 1 to 1404 and encodes 467 amino acids. Gene Ontology annotation, biological process: amino acid transmembrane transport. The record is from RefSeq and is a predicted model, not a curated record. Gene Ontology annotation, molecular function: amino acid transmembrane transporter activity.
AUGUCCAAGGAUGACAGGAAAGAGCAGGGCUAUGUUCUGGGUACCGAAGUUGAUGAAAGUGAUUCAUGUGAUGCCAUCAAUGCCUUGGUAGCCGCAGACCAUCAACAUGAAAUCAAGCUACGAACUAUGUCAUGGCAGAAAACAGCCUGCUUGCUUGCGGGUGAGCAGGUCUGUUUGGCCAUCAUGGCCCAGUCGUGGUCUCUCUCUGUUCUCGGGUGGGUUCCAGGGAUCAUUACUAUGGUCCUAUCGGGACUGCUCUUCUGGUUCACCUCAAUCACAAUGCACAAGUAUAUCAUGAAACAUCCUCAUAUUAUGGAUAUCUGUGACUUUGGAUACCAUAUCUUUGGCCAGAGUAAAGCCGCUUAUUGUUUCUCCGCAUUCAUGAUGCUUGCGAACAACAUCCUACUCAUCGGAUUCCACGUGUUGACUGGUGCAAAGGUGUUGAACACCCUUUCAGACCACACAUUGUGCACUGCUGUCUUUUCAAUCAUUGCAAUGAUUAUGGGAAUUGUCAUGUCCGCUCCCCGGACAUUGCAGCAUCUUAGCCUGAUGUCAAUGUUUUCAUCUGCCUGUAUGGGUAUCGCAAUCAUUCUCUUCCUUGUCUUUGCUGGUAUUGAGGAUGCCCCUCUAUAUGGGUACCAUGGAGAUUACCCAACAGCCGGACCCGUGAGGACUUAUGCUUUUCCUCUACCAGGAACUACAUGGAUCGCCUGUUUGAACGCUGUGCUGAACAUUACCUUCCUCUGGGUCCCUCAGAUCCUGUUCCCAACUUUCAUUUCCGAAAUGGAAAAGCCGCAAGAUUUCCCCAAAGCACUGGCGGUUCUAGCCAUACUCUCCGCCAUUCUAUUCAUUGUGCCUUCAACCAUUGGCUUCCAUCUGCUGGGCCAAUAUGCCACCGCACCAGCCUUCGGCAGUUUAGGAGUGGUGGCAUACAAGAAGGCGUCAUUCGGCUUCGUGAUUGUGCCCACUCUGGUCAUUGGCGUGAUCUACGCUAACGUUAGUGGAAAAUUCAUCUAUACUCGCAUCCUAGGGAAUUCCCGUCACGCGCAUAGCCACACAUUCGUUGGAUGGGGUGUCUGGGGCCUACUGAUGGUUGGUAUCUGGGUCCUUGGGUUUGUUUUUGCUGAAAUCAUUCCCAGCAUGGGCGAUUUCCUUUCUCUAGUCGGCGCGGCCUUUGAUUCCUUCUUCGGGUUCAUUUACUUCGCCGUUGCAUACUGGCAGUUGCAUCGGGGAUCACUUUUCAACGGGCUGAGCAGGACCACCAUGACCUUGCUUCAUGCUUUCGUUUUUAUUGCUGGACUGUUCUUAUUGGGCCCUGGGCUGUACGUUGCCGUUGAGGCGAUCAUUGCUGAUUAUGCCGGUUCUACAACACCUGCCUUUACGUGCGCCAACAUGGCCAUUUAA